AUGUCAUCUAUUCCUUCAAAUCAAAUAAUUUUUGAAUGGUGUGCAGACCUGAAAAAGCUUGAUUUAUAUCUUAACUCCAUAAAUCAAUCACAAAGCAAAGAAGGCGUAAUACUGUUAAAAACAUUACUUAAAAAAGAUGAUUUUCCAAAAAAUAUUACAUGUGAAAGCAUUGAUGAUUGUUUUUUUUUUUCAUUGUCUACACAUCAAUUCCAACUAGUUCAAGCUGCUUGCAAGGUGAUACUAAAAACUCAAUUGUCACUACAAAUUAUUGAAUCCAACACACCAAUAAAUGUUCAACCAGUUCUUUUUCGAAGCUUAUUGAGUUAUGGACGAGACUUCUUUGGGAAUGAUCCACAAAACAAUCCAAUUAUUUUAUAUCAUCGUUGGAUAAUAAGGUCAAGUUCAAAUAAUAUUGAAUUUGAAAUAAAUUUAGAUCAAAAUAAGAAAUCAGCAGAACUCUUAAAUGAAUUAUAUGUAAAAAUGACUGAGCAACUUAUGUCAAAUUCAACAACAAAUUCUGUUGACCGUUUAUUUUGUAAUCAAUUAGCCUAUGAAUUAGGCGAAUAUUAUUUUGCUGUUGAUAAACAUUUAGCAAUAGAUUUUUUAUGUAGGUGUCUAUUAGAAAGUGAUGAAUCAAUGAUAGACCAUCAAUUACUAUUAGAUAAAAAGAAAUUAGAUACUCAUUCACAUGAAGAACUUUCUUAUAGUCUUAGAAACAAUUUAGUGAAUGAGGCUAUGAAUUUACAACAGGAACAUUCUGCAAUUAAAAUAGCAAUCUGCAAUGCUUUAGAUUUAGAUGAAAAAAUGUUGGAUCAGAUACCUUUAUCAUGUAUUCAAUAUCUUGGCAAUUAUUUUAAUGAGGAACUUUUAAAAGAUAUUAUUGAAAUAUUUAAGAAAUUAUUUGGAAAUUAUCCUGGUGUUAAUAUGAGUGCAAAUAAAAGAGAAUUUAUCAUACAGCUUAUUAGUAAAAUUAAUAAUGAAGAUGUUUGGAAUUAUAUUUGUAAAACUGAAGAAGAAUUUUCUUCAUUAUUUGUACCAUAUAGUCACAACAUUGAUUCUAUGGAAAUUAUUGAGGUACUUGAUAAUCAACAAAAAGAUGAUUGGACAGAAAUUGAUCAUUUGAUAAAAGAUGAUAUUAAUAAUAGCCAUGAAAAUAUUAAUAAUCUAGACAAUUUAGAUACAAUUAAAACAUCUUGUAAUAAUAUUUUAAAUAGGAUUGGUAUUAUGAACAUACAAGUUCUUGAAAGUAUUGCAUUAAUUAUGAUUGAAUCUCAUUGUUGGGACUUUCUUGAAACAUUUUUAUCAAAUCUGAAUACAAGGAGGAAAAAUAUCAAUAAUGAAAUAAGAAAUAUUCGUGCAGCAUUUUAUAAUUUUGUUAAAGCUUUAACAUUCAGAGGAAAUGAUUAUAAAUUGGUUCUUGAUUUUUUUGUAAGAAUAAAAAAAGUUGUAUGGAUUCAUCAAAUUUUCAGAAGUUUAAUGGCAGGGUAUUUAUGUGAAACUCAAAGACAGAAAAAAUAUAAGAAAUUAAACACCCAAUUAUAUGGACCAUUCACAAUACUAAUGAUGUCAACUAGUUGUGCAACAGAAAUUUGGCCUGAUAGAGGAUUACAUCAAUUGAGAAAGGUUCUUAAUGAAAAAAUCAAAAGAAUAAGAUAUGAUAUAACUGAAAUAUUAAUUGAUUGGUGUAAGCUAUCUGCAAAAAAUGACAAUCAACCAACAUAUCAAACGGAUCUUAUUUUAUCAAAUAUUUAUUAUUUACAAGGCUCUCCAUUGAAAUCACUGAGUUUGGAUGCAAUUGCAUCAAUGACUUUUUUUUUUACACGAUUGGAAAAAAUUGAGGAAUCUCUUGUUUCAUUUGAACAAAUAAUAAGAUGUUGUAUCUCUAGAAAAGUAUUUCAUCAAUUUAAUCGUGAUGAAAUAACUUAUAUUGAAACCAGCUAUUUGCUUGACAUUUCUUUAAGUAAUGGGUCAUUGAAAACUUCCCAGUUUGCAAAUUAUUUAUGGGAAACCCAAUUAUUAAAAUAUAUUUGCAGUGAUGCAACAUCUUGUAAUGAAGUAGUUAAAUGGUUGAAAUCGAUUCUUUUUGAGGAAUCUCCUGAAAUGUUUCCAGAUAGUUUUGUACGAGAAGCCUACAAAAGAUACUUAUUUAGACCUAGAAUAAAACUUAUUGGAUUGGACAUUGAUCCAAAACAUUUAACUAAAAGAAUUGAAAGUAUAAAACAAGAUUUUCUUGUUGUUUUAAAUGAUUGGAUUAGCAAGGAUUAUGAGGGUUGGCGCCUCGUGGAAAAUAUGUUGGACAUGUCUAAUGCAUAUCCAAUGCCUGUGUCAAACUGA
Molecule: messenger RNA, 2334 nt
Organism: Entrophospora sp. SA101
Lineage: Eukaryota; Fungi; Glomeromycota; Glomeromycetes; Entrophosporales; Entrophosporaceae
Source: the annotation of a GenBank genome assembly